UCAGAGGAUCCGGUUACUAUAAACCUUGCAUCGCACCACACCGAGGGAUUAAAAACUAGUUGGCCUCCAGCGCGAGUCCUAACUUGUACUUGCACCGGUUGCGCCGUGCAAGAAGCCAAGAAGCUAGGCGCAGCGACGGCGGCGAAUCGUUGCACUACUUGCACCAGCAGCCAUGCAGGGGGAGGAGAAGAAGGGGAAGGUAAAGAAGGGGUGGCUGGCGGUGCGGGUCGGGGCGGAGGGCGGCGACGACGCCGGGUCCCGGCGGUUCGUCAUCCCCAUCGCGUACCUGUACCACCCGCUGUUCCGGCGGCUGCUGGAGGCGGCGCGCGACGCCUACGGCUACGACUACUCGGCGGGGCCGCUGCGGCUGCCGUGCUCCGUCGACGAGUUCCUCCGGCUGCGCGCGCUCAUCGAGCGGGAGACGCAGGCUGCCGCGGGCGGGUUAGCCUCCUCGUCGCACCGCGUGCACGCCGGCGGCGGGCACCACCACCACUCCCUCUCCCCGUGCACCCGCGCGAAGGCCAGCUCGUGAUCGGGCCCGCAUGAUCGAUUCGAGCGUGGCUUUCGUGCGUGCACCGCGACCGUGAGGAGAGGCAGUAGCCAGUAGGUGCUUAUGGUUUUGGUUUUGGCUCCCGCUUUUUGCUUCUGAUUUUGCAGAUGCAUGUACUAUACUAGAAUUAACAGAUCGAUCAGUUGAAUUAACAAUCCAUACAGCUCUUCACAUGUU
Phragmites australis (common reed) is the source of this 727-nucleotide messenger RNA. RefSeq names its product auxin-induced protein 15A-like. The record is from RefSeq and is a predicted model, not a curated record. Gene Ontology annotation, biological process: response to auxin. The transcript has a single exon. Bases 173 to 532 code for a protein of 119 amino acids. NCBI's taxonomy places the organism in Eukaryota, Viridiplantae, Streptophyta, Magnoliopsida, Poales, Poaceae.